This is a messenger RNA of Frieseomelitta varia, 1009 nucleotides long. RefSeq names its product HIV Tat-specific factor 1-like (gene barc). The record is from RefSeq and is a predicted model, not a curated record. Bases 305 to 994 code for a protein of 229 amino acids. Gene Ontology annotation, cellular component: U2-type spliceosomal complex; U2 snRNP. The transcript has 4 exons. Lineage: Eukaryota; Metazoa; Arthropoda; Insecta; Hymenoptera; Apidae. Gene Ontology annotation, molecular function: RNA binding.
UUGCGCAGAAAGUUAGUUUAUUGCAUAAAAUCGUAACGUUAAGAUGUAUUACUGUUUGCUACAGAUAAUUGUAAUAUUUUCAUCAUUAUAUCUUUAUCAUUUAUUAUCUACGCUAUUGUUAACAUUGCUUAUUAAUAAUGUUAUUGAUUGAUUGCGAGAGAAACUUCGAAAUAUCAGAAUGCGCCGCGAAAUUCAAAAGGAAAUUUUUGUGACAUGGCAAGAUCUUAUUUAUUUUAAUAAAGGUGUUAAAUCUUACGCUGAAUUUUAUUGAAUUUUUUAUCGAAUGAAAUAUUACUGAUAUAAAAUGACUGAUUGUCAAGAUACAGAGAAAACCAAAGAUUCUAUGGAACAUUAUACUUUUGAUGGUAAAUCUUAUAUAUAUAAAGAUCCUACAACUAAUGUUACAUACAAGUUUGAUCAAGACAAGAACGAAUGGUUGGUAAAAGAUACUGAAGAAACAAAAGAAAAAGAUUCUGGUGAUAGUGAAAUUAAGACACAAGAAGGGAUAUUUGGUUUUGAAAACGAUACCCAUACGUAUACAGAUCCUAAUGAUGGCAGUGUGUACUUUUGGGACAAAGAGAAAAAUGCCUGGUUUCCAAAGGUGGAUGAAGAUUUCAUGGCAAGAUAUCAGAUGAGUUACGGAUUUGAAGAUGCAAAUAGAGUAGAAACAAAACCUCAAGAGCAACAAUCUCAAGUGCAAGCAAAGAUCGAUAAAGAGAAAAGAAAGAUGGAAGCCAAGAAAAAAGCACAAGAGCCACCAACUUGGUUUGAAGUGGAUGAAGCUCACAAUACUGCUGUUUAUGUGUCUGGUCUACCAUUAGAUAUUACUCUGGACGAACUCACAGAGUUUUUCAACAAGUGUGGUCUCAUAGCAAGAGAUGAGAAAGGAAAGGACAGGAUCAAGUUAUACAAGGAUUCGAAUGGACAACCAAAGGGUGAUGCUCUCUGUAUCUACAUAAAGGUAAGUAAUUUGUUUAGAAUACUUAUUUUAUAACUAACUUCAUUGGAC